CUACAGCUACAACAACUACAGAAUGUAGCAAACAUCAACAUAUCUAUUCUUUCACAACUUCUAGUCUUCUCAACCAUACAAACCUAUACACAAAUCUGCCAAAUGAUACUGGCAUUGUAUUACAAACCUUAUAUAAUAGAGACAACUGGCCUCUUCCAAAAGAAUUUACUG
This is a messenger RNA of Ambispora leptoticha, 171 nucleotides long. NCBI's taxonomy places the organism in Eukaryota, Fungi, Glomeromycota, Glomeromycetes, Archaeosporales, Ambisporaceae. The record is from the annotation of a GenBank genome assembly.